Molecule: messenger RNA, 687 nt
Organism: Cylindrotheca closterium
Lineage: Eukaryota; Bacillariophyta; Bacillariophyceae; Bacillariales; Bacillariaceae
Source: the annotation of a GenBank genome assembly
AUGAACCGGCUACUAUUGCUAUGUCUCCUUCUUGAAUCAUCCUUGGUUGAAUCCUUCCAACCUGUCACCAAGCCAUUGCACCAAGCUUUUGCAUUGUCUUCCAAGAAGGACGGUGAUGCCGAUCCGGUUGUCCAACAGCAGGGUUACGCCGUUGGGACAUUUGUGGAAUUUGAAGAAAAGAACCGGGUUCACAUUGGAACCAUUGCUGAAAAGGAAAACAAGGCCAGUGGCGGAGCUCGCUACAAGGUCGUUGAUAAGGAUGGUCAUAAGUUUUCCAUUGCAGACAAGGCUGUUGCCUUUGCCAUGCAUGCUCCGAACUCACCCGGGCAAGCAGCCAAGCUGUUCGAUGAGUUUUGCGCCGCUCAACAGGCAUCUGAAAAGGAUCUAGAGACCAAGCUGGAAAUCUCUCCCGAAUUGCUAGAAAUGGCUUGGGAAGAAUCCAACUUGGAAGAGACAGAUAUGACUCCUUCCAGUUUGGUGGAACUGGUUCAUGCCCAUGCGGCAUCGGCCAUUGAAAAGUACAUGGCUUGGCGUCUCCUGCAAUCUGAUGCUGCUCAUGUCUUUUUCAAAGAUAUCAAGGACCACGGUAGAGUUGUAUCAUUCAAGGCGAAGGCUUCCAAGGCUGUCGAUGCUGCCAAACAAGCCUUUUGCAACACUCAUGAAGACAGUGACAUAUGCCUUGUUUAA